CUAUUCAAAGUUUGGAUGUACUUUAAGAAAUAUACAGUAGAUGGUGUCACAGUAUAUUAUUCAGUGGGUGCGUCCGCUGUCAGGAUUGGUUGUCAGUUUCCUUGAUUGUACAAUAUAUGACAAAGAGUAAAGAGAAACAGGCAGUGUGUGAUCAUGGCUUCCAGCAUGUGGAAGAUCUUGAGUUUCCCCUGGAUUUCAGUGACUUUAUAUCAGAUCCUGCAGUUAGUUUUCCUGCUGUCCUUGGCUCUCCUGCUGCUGAAAUUCAUUUCACUUUAUAAAAGAUGGAGAAAAAUGAAAGCAGCUUUUCAAAGCUUCCCUGGCCCCCCCGGCCACUGGCUGUUUGGACAUGUCACACAGUUCCAGCGAGAUGGUAAAGACCUGGAUAGGGUAGUUGCCUUUGCAGAACAAUACCCAAAUGCUUUUCCGAUGUGGGUAGGAAAAAUAUUUGCCAACUUGAUCAUAGUUCAUCCAGAAUAUGCCAAAGCAAUACUCGGACGAUCAGAUCCCAAAACUCCCAUUGCCUACAACUUCUUGGUUCCUUGGAUAGGGAACGGGCUGCUGGUUUUGUCUGGAGAGACUUGGUUCCAGCAUCGCAGGCUUCUCACCCCAGGGUUUCACUAUGAUGUAUUGAAACCUUAUAUCAAAUUGAUCUCUGAUUCUACAAAUGUCAUGCUGGGUAACUGGGAGCCUCUUUGCAGUAAGGGCCAGUCUGUGGAGUUAUUUCAGCACGUGAGCUUGAUGGCGUUGGAUAGCAUCAUGAAAUGUGCCUUUAGCUACAAGAGCAACUGCCAGACUGACAAAGAUGACGCCUACAUCCGUGCUGUAUAUGACCUCUCCUUUCUGACCCAUCACAGAACCCGAACAUUUCCCUAUCACAGUGACCUAAUUUAUUAUCUGAGUCCACAUGGCUUUCGUUUCCGCAAAGCCUGUAAGAUUGCCCAUCAGCACACAGAUAAUGUAAUUGCGCAGAGAAAAAAACUCUUGGAAAAUAGAGAAGAAAUGGAUAAAGUGAAGCAGAAGAGACACCCUGAUUUCCUGGACAUCCUGCUCUGUGCUAAGGAUGAAAAAGGCCAGGGUCUGUCAGAUGAGGACUUGCGAGCCGAGGUGGACACUUUCAUGUUUGAGGGACAUGAUACCACAGCUAGUGGGAUCUCCUGGAUCUUAUACUGUAUGGCUAAAUACCCCGAGCACCAACAGAAGUGCAGGGAAGAGAUCAGAGAGAUCUUAGGAAAGAGAGAUACCAUGGAAUGGGACGACCUGAGCAAAAUGUCUUAUACCACCAUGUGCAUCAAGGAGAGCAUCCGUUUAUAUCCUCCUGUUCCUGUCAUAUCCAGAGAGCUUGCCAAACCAAUCACAUUCUACGAUGGGCGGUCCUUACCCGCAGGCGCUGUAGUUACUUUAAACAUGUAUUGCAUCCACCGGAACACCAGUGUGUGGAAGGACCCAGAGGUAUUUGAUCCUCUACGGUUUUCUCCUGAAAAUUCUAAUAGACACUCACAUGCUUAUAUCCCCUUUGCAGCAGGAUCAAGGAACUGCAUUGGACAGAACUUCGCUAUGAAUGAAAUGAAAGUGUCUGUGGCAUUAACCUUAAACCGUUUUGAGCUUUUACCAGAUCUAUCUAAACCGCCUCUGAUAGUGCCCCAGCUUGUUCUACGCUCCAAAAAUGGAAUCCAUGUGUAUCUGAAAAAAGCAAGCCAAAAAUGAGGCAGUAGUCGGUGCACACUCACGGGCUCCCCACUACCUCAGGCCUAAUAAAUUCUUAAAAGUAUUAUUACUGCCAUAUAGGAACAUGUUUAUCAAUAAUAGAAUGGGCCCUCUUAUAUUUCAGACUCCACUCGUGGGGAUUAGUAGUUUAUAUUUGACAAUGACAUGCACUUGCAGUACAAAUAAAAAGAAGAGGAUAAGAAGGCUUAUAACGCUAUUUUAAUAAAAGUGUAAAAAGACACACUGUUACAAAUUAAUAGAAAAGAUGGCUUAGGGUUUGUUGAACAAUAUGGCAAAUAAAUACUAUUGUCCUCGAGUCUAGAGUAAUCAGAAGUUAGAGCAACUGAAUGGGAAUGCAGGAUUGAGUACUGACAGUUGUAAAAUGAGGUUCCAUGCGUUAAAAAAAAAAAAACUGUUGUAAAUUAAAACUCUAUCAUCCCAAAGUAUUUUUCAGAUAAAGGGUUCAUCAGAGCCAGUUAAAACCAGUCUAAGAAAGAAUUUGUUAUUAUUACAGUGUAUAGAUUUGCAUCCUGUCAAU
This is a messenger RNA of Pelobates fuscus (common spadefoot toad), 2242 nucleotides long. RefSeq names its product cytochrome P450 4B1-like. NCBI's taxonomy places the organism in Eukaryota, Metazoa, Chordata, Amphibia, Anura, Pelobatidae. Bases 154 to 1704 code for a protein of 516 amino acids. Gene Ontology annotation, molecular function: heme binding; iron ion binding; oxidoreductase activity, acting on paired donors, with incorporation or reduction of molecular oxygen. The transcript has 12 exons. The record is from RefSeq and is a predicted model, not a curated record.